AUGGGAACAUUUUUAAAUCCGAAAACUCGAAAGAUGAAACAUUUAUCUGUCGAACAACGCGAACAAUGCAUAGAAUAUAUCAAACAAGAAAUGUUAUUAUUUGAUAAUGAUAAUAGUUCUAAAUUACCAACAACCCGAAAAGAUUCUCAAUUGUCCAUAAAUCAUCCAAUUAAAUCUAUAAAUGACUUUUAUUCAAAUGCAGAAGAUAAUGAUGAAGAUGAUAUAGAUCAACAGUCUGCUUUACGAUCCUCUUCACAUGCAUUAGAAAUCGAGUUGUAUACUAAAAAAGGAUGA
This is a messenger RNA of Rotaria sp. Silwood1, 294 nucleotides long. Lineage: Eukaryota; Metazoa; Rotifera; Eurotatoria; Philodinida; Philodinidae. The record is from the annotation of a GenBank genome assembly.